GAAAAAUCGUUGUCGAUUUACUUUGACAAGCUCUUAAACAAAUUCAGAUACGCUACAAAUGAUUUCGUCAUAGCUCAGAUAUGUUUAAUUGGAUGGGUUGAACAACAAAACGGCUGCAUUUAAAGACUCUAAUUUCUCAAGGUAUGUGGAGGCGACAAUUAUUGAUUUUCCUCCUCAACACGGUGGAUCCGAUCGAUCCAGCCUACGGUGAAUCGUUCCCCGGUGGUAAGCUCAAUUGCAAGAUUGUAUAUAUAGACAAAGCGGGAGCACCAAAAUGUAUCAGUUUGCGCCCAGCCAGCACAUCAAUCACGUGUGUUUCAAGAUUAAUAAAACCAGCAUCAAAAUGAAAUUGUUCAUCGCUCUGUUCGCCUUGGUGGCCUUGGUGGCUGCUGGUGGUGAUCACUACGAAGAACAUAAGCAACAUAUUCCAAUCGUGCACAGUGAACUGGUCCAGAGCAACGACGGUACCUUCAAGUUUGGAUACGAAUCGGCCAAUGGAAUCGUCGCUCAGGAGGCAGGUCACGUCAAGAACUUUGGCAGCAAGGAUCACGAGGCCAACUUUGCCCAAGGAUCGUACUCGUACGUUGAUCCCCAUGGUGAAGUAGUUUCUGUGAGCUACGUUGCCGACGAGAAUGGAUUCCAGGCCCAUGGAUCGCAUAUCCCAACGCCACCACCACUACCAAAGGAGCUGGUUGAGGCAUAUGCCAAGGUGGGCAGCCACCCAGAGGCUCACCACGAGGAACCAGCAAGCUACAAGGGUCACUAAACAUAAACUGUACUGCCUUGGUGUUGAUACCAGGAAUACAACAGUAUCCAGAAUGUGAUAACCAAUGGAGUAGUGUUCUGUAGGUUUUCAAUUAUUUAUUAUAACGCAAAAAAAAUGCAAAUACUGUAUAAAUACUAUUAUAACAAACAAACUAUUAUUAUAAUUUGAACUUGUUUUUAACAAAGAUGACCAUUUUCCAGUUCAGGAUUGUCCAACGUAUGACCCGCGAGCCGCAUCCGGCUCACGAGAGCAUUUUGGGUGGCUCUCGGCACGAAUGAACAAAAAAAUCGAUAAAUUUCGCUUUUCAAAUUAA
Messenger RNA from Aedes albopictus (Asian tiger mosquito), 1079 nucleotides. RefSeq names its product endocuticle structural glycoprotein SgAbd-2-like. NCBI's taxonomy places the organism in Eukaryota, Metazoa, Arthropoda, Insecta, Diptera, Culicidae. The record is from RefSeq and is a predicted model, not a curated record. Gene Ontology annotation, molecular function: structural constituent of chitin-based larval cuticle. Gene Ontology annotation, cellular component: chitin-based extracellular matrix. Bases 275 to 766 code for a protein of 163 amino acids. The transcript has 2 exons.